This is a messenger RNA of Eruca vesicaria subsp. sativa (arugula), 1722 nucleotides long. The record is from the annotation of a GenBank genome assembly. Lineage: Eukaryota; Viridiplantae; Streptophyta; Magnoliopsida; Brassicales; Brassicaceae.
CUGGUCUCAGGGCCACACGCAAUCUCAGUCCCAUUUUUCCUCUCUUCUUGUCUUUUCUCUCUCUCUCUCUUUCUUUUGUUCUAAGAAAGGAAAGCUCUUUCCCCCAAGAUCCAAUUUUUGACGACCUGUCGCUGUUUGAAUUUUCAGACCAAAUAUGUCGUGUUCAUCCUCGUCUGGAUCAGAAGGUGAAGAAGAAGGUUUCGAUUCUUACCGCAAAGGUGGUUAUCACGCCGUCAGGAUCGGCGAUCCUUUCUCCAAUGGUCGUUACAUCGCCCAGAGAAAGCUUGGCUGGGGUCAAUUCUCCACCGUCUGGCUUGCCUUCGACACUCUCUCCUCUAGCUAUGUUGCUUUGAAGAUUCAGAAGAGUGCACAACAAUUCGCACAAGCCGCACUUCACGAAAUCGAGUUCCUUUCAGCUGCUGCUGAAGGAGAUCUCCAAAACACCAGAUGUGUUGUUCGUCUCAUUGACCAUUUCAAGCACGCUGGUCCCAACGGGCAGCAUCUCUGCAUGGUGCUCGAGUUUCUCGGGGACAGCUUGCUCCGUUUGAUCAGAUACAACCGUUACAAAGGUCUGAGCUUUGAUAAAGUCAGGGAGAUUUGUAGAUGUAUACUAACCGGUUUGGAUUACUUACACCGUGAGCUUGGUAUGAUACAUUCUGAUUUAAAACCUGAGAACAUUCUUCUUGUUUCCACCAUUGACCCUGCCAAAGAUCCGGUUAGAUCCGGGUUAACUCCGUUGUUGGAAAAGCCUGAGGGGAACGCAAACGGUGGUGGUGGAUCAACAAUGAAUCUGAUUGAGAAGAAGUUGAAGAGGAGAGCUAAGAGAGCUGUUGCUAAGAUAUCAGAGAGGAGGAGUUCUAUGGUGGGUGCUUUAGGUGGUGAAGAAGCAGCAGCAUCGUCCAAGAGUGAGAGGAGUCUCGAUGGGAUUGAUAUGAGAUGCAAAGUUGUUGACUUUGGUAACGCUUGUUGGGCUGAUAAACAGUUUGCUGAAGAGAUACAGACGAGACAGUAUAGAGCUCCUGAAGUGAUACUGAAGUCAGGGUACUCUUUCUCUGUUGAUAUGUGGUCUUUUGGUUGUACGGCUUUCGAGCUUGUUACGGGUGAUAUGCUGUUUGCUCCUAAAGAAGGGAAUGGUUAUGGUGAAGAUGAGGAUCAUCUUGCUCUUAUGAUGGAACUCCUAGGGAAAAUGCCUCGGAAGGUACUGUUCUUUUGUUUGCUUUUCAUGUUUUCUUUGGUUAUUGAUGUGUGUUUGAAUGAGCAGAUUGCUAUUGGUGGAGCGAAGUCAAAAGACUACUUUGACAGACAUGGAGAUUUAAAGAGGAUCAGGCGGUUGAAGUAUUGGCCAUUGGAUCGUUUACUGGUGGAUAAAUACAAGCUUCCGGAAGCAGAAGCAAAGGAGUUUGCGGAGUUUCUGACUCCGGUUCUGGAGUUUGCGCCAGAGAAACGACCAACUGCUCAGCAGUGCUUAGAGCAUCCGUGGAUGAAGGUAGUAAGUACACAGAACAAUGCAGAUAAUGUAGAAUCCCAAGUGAAAAACUUGAAGAUCAAAGGAUGAGAAAAACUCUCAACUUCGUAUUUGUAUUUUUUCUCUUUUUUUUUUUCCUUCACACCUUUGUUUUUGUUCUGUUUUUUUGAAUAACUUGGAUAUUUUUUGUUUUGUUUCGUUGUUCUUUGAUUUUUGGGGACUUAUGUUUAUUGGUUAACCAUCAAUUUCAUUUGUUG